AAUUAGCUCUCAUUUUGUGCGCCAAGUGAAACCACUGGUUCAUUGAGUUUGCUGGGGUUUCCAGUUCAAUUUUAAACUCCAGGUAAACAUUGCAGAUACCUGUCAUGAAGCUGGUAACUGUCCUCCUGCUGGUGACUGUUGGCAUUUGCUGUUACCCUGCUACUGCCUUCUUCAUCAAUAGUGUGGCCCGUCCUGUCAACAAUGUCUUACCCUUACCACUGGAUAACAUUCUUCCCUUCAUGGAUCCAUUAAAGCUUCUUCUGAAAACUCUUGGCAUUUCUGUUGAGCACCUUGUAGAAGGACUGAGGAAGUGUGUGGAUGAGCUGGGACCAGAGGCCUCUGAGUCUGUGAAGAAACUGUUGGAGGCCCUAUCACACUUGGUGUGACCCAAAGUGAGAGUGGAGAUGGAAAGCGGAAGAUGCGCUCAUCCUCCCUGGCUGAAACUCUUUUUAUUCAAUUAUAGACUAAACAUCUUAAAAUGUGGUGAUCCCUGAAAAGAAUUAAUAAAGCAAUUAAGCAGA
This is a messenger RNA of Choloepus didactylus (southern two-toed sloth), 521 nucleotides long. It is a transcript of the gene SCGB3A2, whose product is annotated as secretoglobin family 3A member 2. Bases 105 to 386 code for a protein of 93 amino acids. The transcript has 3 exons. The record is from RefSeq and is a predicted model, not a curated record. Lineage: Eukaryota; Metazoa; Chordata; Mammalia; Pilosa; Megalonychidae.